Didymodactylos carnosus is the source of this 225-nucleotide messenger RNA. The record is from the annotation of a GenBank genome assembly. NCBI's taxonomy places the organism in Eukaryota, Metazoa, Rotifera, Eurotatoria, Philodinida, Philodinidae.
AUGACAAGUCGAAAUUUGACAUCAAAUUUUUUAGAAUUUCGAAAUCGAGCUGUACGAGAUAGAAAUUAUAAUACAGAUGAAAAAACAACAGACGAUCGUACGGCGUUGAUUGAAAAUGAUGAAGAAGAAAUUGUAUACUUCGAGAAAAAUUUACCACCAACCUGGAUAGAAUCACAAAGACGUAUUCAAUUACAAUUUGAUCAAGUUCGAAAUCGAAGCAAGUAG